Messenger RNA from Odontomachus brunneus, 2023 nucleotides. RefSeq names its product protein tumorous imaginal discs, mitochondrial-like. Gene Ontology annotation, biological process: mitochondrion organization; negative regulation of apoptotic process; response to heat. Gene Ontology annotation, cellular component: mitochondrion. The record is from RefSeq and is a predicted model, not a curated record. The transcript is spliced from 5 exons. Gene Ontology annotation, molecular function: heat shock protein binding; ATP binding. The coding region runs from base 35 to 1609 and encodes 524 amino acids. NCBI's taxonomy places the organism in Eukaryota, Metazoa, Arthropoda, Insecta, Hymenoptera, Formicidae.
AUAAGUGACACAGGUCUCUACAGAAAUCCGCGCCAUGCGUCUCUCGUGCAACAUGGCGACCGGUAAGGGGUUAGCAGUGAUUUUUCGACCAAAAACCAUCAAUUUAAUUAGUAAUAAUAAGUUUAACAAAUUAUCCUGCAAUGCACUACAAUAUUGUAACUCGUGUCAACGGCAUGUAGUAACUGUCAGCAACUGGAACUACGGAAGAGCAGAAAAAAAUAACAUAGGGAGGAUAGUCCAACCACACAGAUCCAUACAUUUAACUAAUAAAUUGUACGCAAAACGUAACUAUUACGAGAUCUUAGGUGUCUCAAAAAAUGCAUCUGCAAAAGAUAUAAAGAAAGCAUAUUAUCAGCUUGCUAAGAAAUAUCAUCCUGACACAAAUAAAGGAGAUCCAGAUGCUAGUAAGAAGUUUCAGGAGGUUUCUGAGGCUUAUGAAGUAUUAAGUGAUGAUAUCAAAAGAAAGGAAUUUGAUACAUGGGGUGCUACCUCUGAGCAAAUGGGAAUGGGUCAAGGUCAGAAUGCUAGAAACUAUAAUGCACAUUGGCAAUAUAGAUCAACCAUCAAUGCAGAGGAGUUGUUCAGAAAAAUAUUUGGUGAUGCUGGAUUCCAAAGUAAUGCUUUUACUGAUUUUGACGACUUUGCAGAGUCGAAAUAUGGUUUUGGAGCAGCACAAGAAAUUAUAAUGAAUUUAACUUUUUCCCAAGCUGCAAGAGGUGUGAAUAAAGAUAUUGAUAUAAAUGUAGUAGACAUUUGCCCAAAGUGCAAUGGUUCACGCUGUGAACUUGGUACCAAGCCAGGAAAGUGCUUUUAUUGUAAUGGCACAGGAGUGGAAACAAUAAGCACAGGUCCUUUUGUAAUGAGUUCGACUUGUCGAUACUGUCAAGGCACAAGAGUGCAUAUCAAGUUUCCUUGCGAUAAUUGCGACGGAAAAGGACAAUCGGUGCAACGUAAGAGAGUGACGGUACCAGUUCCUGCUGGCAUAGAGGACGGCCAAACAAUUCGUUUGGCAGUAGGAAGGAAGGAAGUGUUUGUGACAUUCCGCGUGGAGAAGUCUAGGUACUUCCGUCGAGACGGAUCUGACGUACAUACCGACGCAGAAAUCUCGCUUGCGCAAGCAGUUCUUGGUGGUACGAUAAGAGUGGAGGGUGUAUACGAGGAUCAGACUAUACAAAUAGUACCGGGUACAUCGUCGCACACGCGCAUCCGUCUAAGUAGCAAAGGCUUGAAGAAAGUCAACGGAGUGGGUUACGGAGAUCAUUAUGUGAACAUUAAGAUAACCGUGCCUAAGAAACUAACCAACGAGCAGCAGGCACUAUUGCAAGCAUACGCUGAACUCGAAAUCGGUACCCCUGGCAAUAUAUUUGGUGUAACAAAUAAGACCGAUGGUACAAAGCAAUGCUAUACAGGUCCGUUGCACUUGGUAGAAUCUAUACGAAUAGCACUGGGGAAUACAUCUGAUCAGAAAGAACAGUCUUCAUCUUCUGAGCCCGAGCAUCCAGGAGACAAACCUAUAAACAAUAGGUCUGUGCAUGCCACUAAAGAUACGUCAAGUACCAAUAGAAAAAAUGAAACUGAUGUUAAAACAAAACGACAGAAAAUGCCGUAAGAACGCUAUUACGAUUACCUAAUAGUCUAUAGUAAUUUAGAAGAUGUUAUUCUUGCGUCGUUACAAUGUUGCCGACAAAUACGAGACUACAUGCGCUAAUAUCAGUUCUACAAAUGGGCAUCAUAAGGGAUCAUGUACACUUUCGAUCAAAAUAAAACAAGCACGAAAACUGAAUGAUUUGCUGAACUCGUGGAUAUCUUUAUGAAGUAAUAAAUGAAGCCAACCUAGUGCCGCUUAAAUAAUCUAGCUGUACAGUCGUAUAUAAUAAAUUAUACGUGUCUUCGUUUGUUACAUUUCUUACUUAAACGAGAGCAUAGUCAAAUAAAGUGUACAUGAAGAUACAGAUGGCAGAGUUAUCUAUAUUAUUAAUAAUGGUGCGCAUAUUUGUAAAUUAAUAAAUACUAUAUAACGUGA